GAUUGUAGCAAGCGCUGUUACGGGUUCCCUUCUUUGUUUGUUGCCGUUGAUGAUGUAGCUGGGGCUAGACGUGCUGAACCACCUUCCCCUAGGAACUGGCUAGGAACAAGCCAGAGAGGCUUCCUCAAUUCCAUCUCAAGUGACUCUUUUGCUGGACGUGCCAUGGUUAAAUUACCGGACUUACAGUUUGACAAGGUGGGCAUGCACACGCGCUAUUUGAUCAAGUAGUGGUCAUCUCUGAAGUGGACAUUAGUUGAAUGGUCAUUUCAUUGUGACCAGUCGCUGCGGUCCCCUGACAACCAUCGCUUGGAAGCGGAUAGUAGGUGUCAAGUGAUUGAGUGGACACUGAGAAGUAAUUUGGACUUACUAGCGGGAAUCGACCAAACUUAUUCACCUAUACUAAAGUGUGUAUUAGUUGCAUCGUAGGUGUCUGAACGUACAUUGAAAUAACGUUUUAAAAAGAACAAAAACCAUACUUGAACACCCACGUAGAAAUGUACCACUAUUGCAUACGAGGUGAUAGAGAAGGUAUUAAAAUUGGACAUUGCGAGCUACAUUACAUCAUUUAAUCGCCGAUAAGGAGGAAGCCGUUUUAUUGCAUUUUAACUGUUGCCCUGUUCCAGCAAUCAAACAAUUAUUAACUGACGUCACUGCGCAUGACAUUAUAUGGAACGUUUCUGACGGGAUGUAAUCAAAUUUUGCUUAUUUGCAGCGCUAAGAUGACGAACACGGCUCAUUUUGAAGUCAGCGAGUUUUCAUAAACACCUCACGGCAAAUUUAAUUAAAAAAUGCAAAUCUUCGUGUCAUACGAGGGGCAGCGUACGUCCCUGUUCGUCCAAGAGGGAACGACGGUUCAGGCACUGAAACUCAUGUUACGGGGCACAAUCCAUGUCCAAGCUGAGCUUCACGUUGAGGCAGAAGAUGGUAUGACCCGGGAGAAAAAGACUCUCAGGCUCAUCUACAAUGGUUCUGAAUUGGACGAUAAAUGGGUUUUAACAGACGUUGGGGUUUUCCCAGGGUCUACGGUUCGAGCGGUCAUUAAGGAGGAAUACCUACCCAACCUCUACAUCAAUGUGGCGUACAGUGAAGAGAUCAUUCCAAUAGUAGAAAAAAUCAGCAUCAGGCACAGUAAAGUCUCAGAACUAAAAGCCAUUGUGAGUAGAAAAACCGGACUUCCAGUUGGUGUAUUUCGGCUGGUCAAUAAAAAAGGAAUGGAAAUGUUCGAUGGAAAUGACUUAGAUUCUUACGACAUCAAAGUCGCCGAUGAAAUUCGCAUGGAUACUUGGGACGGUUGGAAUGAUUUUCUAAAUCUUGCCGUCAUGGGUUUUACAUCUCAUGCAAUGUCCAAACUUUCCAGCGAUGAACACGUCUCGAGGUUUCAAAUGAAAGUCGCCAUGUACAUUGCUGCCCAUUUUGGACAUGUUGAUCUAGCUAUGCGGCUUAUUAAAGAGGGAAUACGUCCAUACGAGCCAGUUGAGGAUCACCCCAGCCGAUCCUGGUGCUCUGAGAUAGAACCUCAUGUUGACAGUUUUAAGACGCCAGUUCACGAGGCUGCUGAAUUUGGAAGCGUCGACAUCAUCAGAAUUUUCGUACAGAAUAACAUAUGUUGUAUUUUCGUUGAAGAUUUCAAUAAGCUGAUGCCGCUGAAUUUGGCAUUACGCAACCAACGCAAAGCUGUCGCCUUGUACCUUCUAUCGAAACAAUUCACCAAAGUUGAAAUAGGAAACACUGGAAAACAUCUUUCUUUGAAACUGUGGGCCAAGAUCAAAUUCUGGGCCGAAAAAGGCAGAGAGCGAUCGUUUCUUUAUCACGGGGCAGAUAAAUCAACGUUGAAACGCGGAGCGUACGUCAACCGAGGUGUUCUUGUAGGCCAGGGAGUAACAGUUGACGGAUUUAAUGACUCACCUAUGUCCUCUAGACCAACAGUAAAGCAGAAAACAUCAAAAGUAGACGAGAUUAAACACAUACCAAAGCCCAGUUAUUUGGUUCAACGAGAGAUGCGCAUUAAAGGACAUACCAACGGAAAGCACAGGCACGGUAUUCGAGCUGGGGUGAAAUCAAGGGUUCAUUAUUUUGACGAAAAUGAGGAAAAAGCGCACAAAAGUGAAUCUGCGAGCGAAGCGAGUGACGUGCUUCAUCUGCCACCUAUCAGAACACGCCCUCUAACUCGUAGUAGCUCCCACUACGAACUUUGCCAGGGGAGGGAGUUUGAGUACGAAUCGCGUCCUGAUACUCGUGCCAGCAGCCGGUCUGCCUUCAUCGCCACCGGUCACGUGAACGUCCGCGAGCACGCUGAGGAUGUUGACAUUCACGACCAAGAAGCUGGUAAAAAAGAACACAUGGAAAUGUACAUAAGCGACAUUCAUAAAACGAGAGAAAGCGAAUCACAGCCGGCCAAACCACUGGCAACUAAACCGAAACGCAAGAAACGGAUGCGGACUGUAAGUAGUCCAGCCGCAGUUCCAGAACUCAACGUUGCGCAAGCAGAUUCGCCACCGGAUCCUCCACCAAGACAAGCCACCAAAUUGACAACGUACACAAACGCUAGUUCACCAGACAAACCAGUCUCCCGCGCAAAACGAAAAGAAAGGUCCACACGCUCCGCCCUCAAACUUGCUAAAGCCAAAAGCGAGGGCGCUUUGAUUCCUCUUCCGGAGGUCAGUUUGGAGAGUGGACAGCGUCCGUUUUUCUACUGCACAAGUAAUGAAUCUGACCCUCGUCUGUCAACCCUCGAAAUGGUAGACAAAUAUCGAGGAAUGAAGAGCCGUGAUUAUGCCAUCAAAUGUCUUGCUGCAGCCAACACUUUCAAGGAAAAACCGUGGUUGUAUCAGGUUAGGUUAGCCAUGAAUCUUGCCACCUGUGGAAGUAAAAGAUACCUACGGAAUCCGCGCGCUUAUAGUAAAAGAGACUUGUCCAAUAUAUCUAGAUCUGUCUGAAUAACGCAACUUAAAAAAUUAUUCCUAAAGGUUUAUUUGAUCAUCUGUGAUACGUCAUAUUGUUUACCCAUCUUGAAUGGUAAUUGAGGCUCAUGCAAAGCAUAUCUGCGAUGUUAUAUAUCAAAUAGUAUUUAAAAGGCAAGAGGGGAUUUGUACCAGAGUAAAGUUGGUUUAGAAAUGAUUACCAAUAGACAGAUUAUAUGGUAGAUAUGACACAUGGUAGUCGUAAAUAACACGUCGAAACUCGAGAUCUCCGACGUACUGCAGAAGAUUCAAAAAUUAAAAUAAAAAAAAACGUUUUAAAUCAGUAUUUUCAGUGAACCAGAAAGAUGUUUUGAACGAGAGGUUAAGGGAAAGCACUGAAAGCCCAUAAAAUGAUCUUUUAUGGAGUAAGGGGGUUUGAAAAUUCUCCUCUAUGCCUCUAAAACGUGUCUGUGAUAUUAAUUUAAGAACAAAGCGCACUUGGACUGAGAAGGCCAAACGAUGCACAUCACUAGCUCUCACGUAAUAGAAUGUUUAGAUUAUUUACUGAUAUGAUAUUCAAUCAAUUGUCAUUAAGU
Messenger RNA from Lingula anatina, 3496 nucleotides. Its product is annotated as protein ANKUB1. Lineage: Eukaryota; Metazoa; Brachiopoda; Lingulata; Lingulida; Lingulidae. Gene Ontology annotation, molecular function: protein binding. The record is from RefSeq and is a predicted model, not a curated record.